This is a messenger RNA of Carassius auratus (goldfish), 1317 nucleotides long. RefSeq names its product monocarboxylate transporter 4-like. Gene Ontology annotation, molecular function: lactate:proton symporter activity. Gene Ontology annotation, cellular component: basolateral plasma membrane. Lineage: Eukaryota; Metazoa; Chordata; Actinopteri; Cypriniformes; Cyprinidae. Gene Ontology annotation, biological process: monocarboxylic acid transport; transmembrane transport. The record is from RefSeq and is a predicted model, not a curated record.
AUGUUGACCGAAUCAGUGGGGUCAAGGCCACCUGAUGGAGGAUGGGGUUGGGCUGUCCUCUUCGGCUGCUUCGUCAUUACAGGUUUCUCCUACGCCUUCCCCAAAGCAGUCAGCGUCUUCUUCAAAGAGCUUAUCCGGGAGUUUGGAGUGGGCUACAGUGACACGGCUUGGAUCUCCUCUAUACUUCUUGCGAUGCUUUAUGGCUCAGGCCCUAUAUGCAGCAUCUUAGUGAACCGUUUCGGGUGUCGCCCUGUGAUGAUGGUCGGGGGCCUUUUUGCCUCACUUGGUAUGAUUAUGGCAUCCUUUUCAACCAGUAUCAUCCACAUCUAUCUCAGCACAGGAGUCAUAACCGGUUUGGGUCUUGCUUUGAACUUUCAGCCAUCCCUCAUCAUGCUGAACAGAUAUUUCAGUGAGAAAAGGCCCUUGGCCAAUGGGUUGGCUGCAGCUGGAAGUCCCGUGGCUCUGUGCUGUUUGUCUCCUCUUGGUCAGGUCCUUCAAUAUAACUAUGGUUGGCGUGGAGGUUUCCUAAUCCUUGGAGGGAUUCUACUGAAUUGCUGUGCAUGUGGAGCCCUCAUGAGGCCCUUGAAAGCACCCCAAAAAACAAGUGAGGUGGACGAAAAAGAGAAGGAAUCCAAACCAAAGCCCAAACUUCUUGACUUCACUGUCUUUAAAGAUCGUGGCUUUUUGAUUUACACGGUGGCUGCAGCCAUUAUGGUGUUGGGUCUUUUUGUGCCUCCUGUGUUUGUGGUAAGCUAUGCCAAGGAACUGGGCAAUGAGGACACCACUGCUUUGCUGCUCACCAUACUAGGGUUUAUCGACAUCUUCGCUAGGCCAACAUGUGGUAUCAUUGCUGGGCUCAAGUGGGUUCGACCACGAUGCGUUUACCUCUUCAGUUUCGCUAUGCUCUUCAAUGGCACCACUGAUCUCCUCGGCUCCAUGGCCAAAGACUAUCCAUCUCUCGUGGUGUUCUGCAUCUUCUUCGGUAUCUCCUAUGGCAUGGUUGGAGCCUUGCAGUUUGAAGUGUUGAUGGCCAUUGUGGGGACUGAGAAGUUCUCCAGUGCCAUUGGCUUGGUGCUAUUGGUUGAAGCCGUUGCUGUGUUGGUGGGACCACCUGGAGCAGGUCGUCUUCUGGAUGCCACAAAGAAUUACAUGUUCGUCUUUCUGCUGGCUGGGUGUGAGGUGAUCCUCUCGGCUCUUGUGCUCGCCAUUUGUAACAUGCUCUUCAUCAAAAGGAAGCCCCAACAGCCUGACCCUCCAGCAAAGAUGGAGAUGGCCAUUAACGAGACCGAGAUGGAGGAGCUCAACAAAGCACCAAAG